Messenger RNA from Emiliania huxleyi CCMP1516, 861 nucleotides. RefSeq lists its product as hypothetical. NCBI's taxonomy places the organism in Eukaryota, Haptophyta, Isochrysidales, Noelaerhabdaceae. The coding region runs from base 68 to 805 and encodes 245 amino acids. The transcript has a single exon. The record is from RefSeq and is a predicted model, not a curated record.
CUCGCUCGCCGUCUCCGACGACGGCUGCUCCCGCCUCUCACCACCCUUGCUGCGUUGAUAGGUCACCAUGAUCUCGAAGCUUCUGGCGGUCGCCACCGUUACUCUCACCAAUGCUUUGCCAGUCGCAGACGUGGGUUUGCCUGCAUGCCCGGUCCUCGCAGCCAACACGUGCACGCGUGACGGGUGCCCAAACAAAGCGUUGGGCGCGAAAGGAGAGUGCUGUUCCAACGGGAAAUUUUGCACGGGCGACAACGAGGCCGGGUGUUCCAGUGUUCCAGGAGGCUACCUGUGCGCGGUCGCGCCUAAGUACACCCCUCCGCGGGUGAGCCUCGGCGUCGAGUUCAUCAACAACUGCCCGUACGACGUGUUCCUCGAUGGGUGGGGCUCGCCCAAUCCAAGUAGUGCCCUCCCAACUCUGGCAUCGUGCUAUGUCCCUAAGGCUUCGAGCUGCGUGAUCGGAAAGUCGUGCACGACGGACGAGCCUAUCUCACAGGGGCACCGCUGCGACGUGGCCGCCGCGACGCGGACUCCCGAUCUCACAUCUCAAGGGACGCGGGUGACAUGGUGGCCUCGGGGACAGCAAGGCAUGAGCCAGAUGAUCGAGAUGAACCCGCCUCGGCCGCUGACAUUUUUCAAAGGCGAAGGCGACAAGCUCGGGCACGUUAGCUUCUCGAACUACGACGGUUUUAGCAUGUCGGCGAUGUACGUGGCUCUGGACGAGAGUGACAACGUUGCGUGCGCCGACGGUGGUGCCAAGUUUGCCAUUGGCGACCCACUUCCCGACGCGAGCAGCAAGUCCGGCUAGAGAGAGAGAGAGAGAGAGAGAGAGAGAGAGAGAGAGAGAGAGAGAGAGAGAGAGAG